UGCUUUUCUUUUUUCAAUUCAUCUUUUCGUCUCAUUUUCUUGUUCGCGGAAGCUCUUUCUUUAGAUUGCGGGUUCCGUUUGCUUCUCUCUUUCUUUGCUCCUCUCCCAGUCUUCACUCUUCUAGGGUUUGUAAAAUCCCUUCGAGAUCGGGAGUUCAGAGUGUGAAAAACCAAAAUUUAGGGCUGUGAAGAACGACGAUCGAGUAAUUCAAGAUGAAGAUUUUUGUCAAGACUCUCAAGGGUACUCACUUUGAAAUCGAAGUAAAGCCUGAAGACAUGGUUUCUGAUGUGAAGAAAUGUAUUGAGACCGUUCAAGGUUCAGAUGUAUAUCCUGCGGCGCAGCAGAUGCUCAUUCAUCAAGGGAAAGUUCUUAAAGAUGGAACUACAUUGGACGAGAACAAAGUUGCAGAAAAUAGCUUUGUUGUUAUAAUGUUGACGAAGACUAAAAGCUCGUCUGGGGAGGGCUCAACAACAAGUGCACCUAGUAAGCAACCACAAACAAGCACCCCUUCUCCUGCUCCUGCUCCUGUUCCUGUUCCUGUAGCUGCUCCCACAUCAACAACAACUCAGGCCCCUGUAGAAAUGCCAACACUACAUGUGACGCCUGCUCCUGCUCCUGGCUCAAUUCCCCCUCCUCCUCCUGCUGCUUCAGCCACAGUAGUGCCAGAUGCUGAUGUCUAUGGCCAAGCAGCAUCUAACCUUGUUGCUGGAAACAACUUAGAGGGAACAAUUCAACAAAUUUUGGAUAUGGGUGGAGGAACCUGGGAUAGAGAUACUGUUAUCCGAGCUUUGCGUGCUGCUUUCAACAACCCUGAGAGAGCUGUUGAAUAUCUCUAUUCUGGCAUUCCUGAGCAAGCCGACAUUCCACCAGUGGCCCGAAGCCCUGCAAAUGCUCAAGCUGCUGAUCUUACAUCUCAACCUUUGCAGUCAGCACAACCAACAGCUGUCCCUUCAAAUAGGCCUAAUGCAAGUCCUUUAGACCUUUUUCCCCAGGGACUUCCAAACCUCGGUGGUUCUGGUGCUACUGGUGCUGCUAGUGCUGGAACCCUUGAUUUUCUACGGAACAGUCAACAGUUCAAUGCUUUGCGGGCAAUGGUGCAAGCGAACCCACAAAUUUUGCAGCCAAUGCUUCAAGAACUAGGGAAGCAAAAUCCUCAUCUCAUGAGGCUAAUCCAGGAGCAUCAGGCCGACUUUCUUCGCUUGAUAAAUGAACCUGUAGAAGGUGGAGAGGGGAAUGUACUUGGGCAGCUUGCUGCAAACAUGCCACAGUCAGUAACUGUCACCCCUGAGGAGCGGGAAGCCAUUGAACGUCUUGAAGCAAUGGGAUUCGAUCGGGCCCUUGUGUUGGAGGUGUUCUUUGCCUGCAACAAAAAUGAGGAGCUGGCUGCAAAUUACCUCUUAGAUCACAUGCACGAGUUUGAGGAUUAGAUCACUCUAUUGGGUUCUCUCUCCAGAAAAAAGGUCUCAGAGUAAUCUCUCUCUCUCUCUCUCUCUCUCUCUCUCUCCACACCUCUUAUAACAUUUUUCUGUUUGGAGCAUAAAAUGAUGUGAAGUGUCUGGAGUGGACGAGUGUAAAAGUUGUAUCUUUCUACCUAUAAUCUCUCUCUGCCUCUGUUGUCUCGGUCUCUUGUUAGGAUUCAUUUUAAAAAAAAAAUUUAUAAAAAUAUAGAUGUUUUUAUCAUCCA
Messenger RNA from Humulus lupulus (European hop), 1684 nucleotides. Its product is annotated as ubiquitin receptor RAD23d-like. The transcript is spliced from 12 exons. Gene Ontology annotation, cellular component: nucleoplasm; cytosol. NCBI's taxonomy places the organism in Eukaryota, Viridiplantae, Streptophyta, Magnoliopsida, Rosales, Cannabaceae. The record is from RefSeq and is a predicted model, not a curated record. Gene Ontology annotation, biological process: proteasome-mediated ubiquitin-dependent protein catabolic process; nucleotide-excision repair. Gene Ontology annotation, molecular function: ubiquitin binding; polyubiquitin modification-dependent protein binding; proteasome binding. The coding region runs from base 213 to 1427 and encodes 404 amino acids.